AGUAACAGAUCGCUACCAUUCACAGAAAUGUCAGAAGGAGCUCCUCCAUCAUUUCCCUGCUUCGAUCAACUGCUGAAACUCUACCUUAAACUUCAUUUGGAGUUGAAUUGAUCUGGCUUUUGAACUUAUUUCUUCAUGGAACAGGAGCUGUUAGGAUUACCUAGUUGAUUUCGAGGACCAGUUCCUGCAUUUGCUGGCAAUUUUUCUUAGGGUUAUUUGAUUAUUGACGUUUACUCCUCCCGAGAUCUGCAACUCAAGAUUUGGUAUUAUUUGACGAGGAACAGUAUGAUUCUAUUAGAUCGUGGAGACGGGUAAAACCUGAUUUUCAUGGAGGGAAUUGGGGGCGAUGCUGCCUCAACCGUGGCGCCUCUGGCCAAAUGGAGAAAUGACUUAUCGAAGGCUUUUCAGUAUUAUUUGGAUAGAUCUACUCCUCUUCCAGUCCAAAGGUGGCUGGGAACUCUUGCUGUCGCUGCCAUUUAUGUUUUGCGUGUUUAUUUUGUUCAAGGGUUUUACAUUGUCUCCUACGGCCUGGGGAUAUAUAUUUUGAAUCUCUUGAUCGGGUUUCUUUCGCCAAAGGUUGAUCCGGAGCUGGAAGGUUUGGAUGGGGCUUCAUUGCCUACAAAAGGUUCUGAUGAAUUCAAGCCGUUCAUUCGCCGCCUCCCUGAGUUCAAGUUCUGGUAUUCUAUCACAAAGGCCUUCUUGAUAGCCUUUGGUAUGACUUUCUUCUCAAUGUUCGAUGUCCCGGUCUUUUGGCCUAUCUUGCUGUGCUACUGGGUGGUUCUAUUUGUUCUCACGAUGAAGCGACAAAUUCUACACAUGAUCAAGUAUAAAUAUGUUCCAAUCAGCCUGGGCAAACAGAAGUACAGUGGAAAGAAGCCUUCUCCAAGUGGUAGUGGUUUACCCAGGGACUGAAGUUUGUUGAAUCCAUAAACAUGAAUGGGCAACAAGAAGUAAGAUUUAUGGACCAUGUGAAAUUUCUUGGUUUUAGAUGAUCCCAAUAGAAAUUAGAACAUAUAUUUCAUUUCAUUAUGCGUGUUUAGUGUCAAAGUUCUCCUAUGCCGUUGGCUUUAUUUGUGGCCAGCAAAAAUUGUGUUGAAACUUUCUGUGCAUACAUAUAUGUUGGAAGAUUUUUUGUUUCCUGUUGCCACAUUCAAAUGACAGUCAAUGUAUUUUGUAUGACUUAAAAGU
Telopea speciosissima is the source of this 1188-nucleotide messenger RNA. RefSeq names its product protein RER1B-like. Lineage: Eukaryota; Viridiplantae; Streptophyta; Magnoliopsida; Proteales; Proteaceae. Gene Ontology annotation, cellular component: Golgi membrane. Gene Ontology annotation, biological process: retrograde vesicle-mediated transport, Golgi to endoplasmic reticulum; protein retention in ER lumen. The record is from RefSeq and is a predicted model, not a curated record. The transcript is spliced from 5 exons. The coding region runs from base 328 to 912 and encodes 194 amino acids.